Staurois parvus is the source of this 698-nucleotide messenger RNA. The record is from the annotation of a GenBank genome assembly. Lineage: Eukaryota; Metazoa; Chordata; Amphibia; Anura; Ranidae.
UGCCGUCUGAGAACCUGCCUUCAGUGGUUCAGCCUGGUGCCUCGGCACCCACACUUCAGCCUGAGGUCUGUACCCAGCCGGAUGCCUCCUGAUGCCUCUCUUCAGCCUGAUGCCUCUCUUCAGCCUGAUGCCUCUACUCAGCCUGAUGCCUCUACUCAGCCUGAUGCCUCUACUCAGCCUGAUGCCUCCACUCAGCCUGAUGCCUCCACUCAGCCUGGCCAGUUGACUCGAUGCCCGCUGUUGAUCCAGAUGAUCCGGUACCUGAUCCGGUGCCCGCUGUCGAGCCAGACGAUCCAAUGCCUGGUGACCCGGUGCCCACUGUCGUGCCAAUUGACUCAGAGCCCACUGUCGUGCCUGAUGACGCGGUGCCCGCUGUUGAGCCAAAUGACCUGAUGCCUGACGAUCCAUUGUCUGACCCAGUGCCAGCGGUCAUGCCAGUUGACUCGGAGCCCACUGUCGUGCCUGGUGACCCGGUGCCUGUCGCUCCGCCUGGGGGUCCGGCGCCCGCCCGCUCCGCCUGGGGGCCCGAGACCUGUCGCUCCGCCUGGGGGUCCGAGACCUGUCGCUUCGCCUGGGGGUCCGGCGCCCGCCGCUCCGUCUGGGGGCCCGAGACCUGUCGUUCCGCCUGGGGGUCCGGCGCCUGCCGCUCCGCUUGGGGGCCCGAGACCUGUCGCUCCGCCUGGGGGUCCCGGCGCCCG